This is a messenger RNA of Carassius gibelio (silver crucian carp), 5300 nucleotides long. It is a transcript of the gene vwa3a, whose product is annotated as von Willebrand factor A domain containing 3A. The transcript is spliced from 31 exons. The record is from RefSeq and is a predicted model, not a curated record. The coding region runs from base 231 to 3533 and encodes 1100 amino acids. Lineage: Eukaryota; Metazoa; Chordata; Actinopteri; Cypriniformes; Cyprinidae.
CCAUAUACAGUCUCCAUUCAGAACCGCUUCUUUUUCUUUCUGUCGUUAAAUUAAAACAUCGUUAAAAUACACGAGCAGGACACUACAUCAUCAUUUACUAAUAAUAAUAACACAAUAUAAUAACAAUAGCACUAGUAAAGCGCUUCAGCAAACAGCGUAAAGCUGCACUGCUGUAUGAUAUCAUGGAGCUGGUUUGGUUGUGACCGCUGCUGUGAAUCCUGCAGAAGCGGAUGGAUCAGGCUGGAGUGUGUGAGAGCUCAGAGCACUGGCUGGAGUCGAGCGGUCUGGAGAGAUGUGGACUGUCUCUCUCUCACCUCCUGUCACUCUGCAGCACUGAUCCUGUCUCUGAGAGAGGAGACGGGGGGAGCAAACAGAUGCAGAUCAGCAGUGAGUCUCUGGCAGACUUUGAAGAGCAGCUUUACAUGGCCAUUGAGAUGUACCACGAUCACAUCAAGUGGCUCAGUCAGGGAAGCAGGAAGGUGUUUGGGCUGGUGAACGGGUCCCGCGUCGGGGUGCUCAUCGACACGUCUGAUCUGAACUGCUCUACAGAGAGACGAGCUGAUCUACAGCGAGAGCUUCUAACUCUCAUUGACGAGCAACUGCGCUUCAAAAAACAGCUGCAUCUGCUGUCCUACGGCUCAGAAGUCAGCAGCCUUUGGGACGAACCACAAGACACCUGUCCACUGAGGCUCAGACAGGGCUGUGCGUGGGUCAUGCAGCUGCGGGCAGGGGGAGGCUGUGAUCUCCUGCAGGCGCUUCAGAGGACACUGACCCGCUCAGAGCUGGACACACUGCUCAUCAUCCUGGGCUCUCGCCCUGAUCAGACCGUAGAUGUUAUCUGUGAUUGUUUAACUCAAACCCGAGUGCCUUGUGUUCAUGCGGUCGCCUACAGCUGCAGCAGUCCAGCAGCCAUUGAGACUGUGAAGAAGAUGGCAGAAGUUUCUGGGGGGAGAUAUCACCUGUUUUCUGCUGCACUGGGUGUAGUGGACAGCAGUACAGACGUCGAUCUGCUGUGGGCGGAGAUUAAAGCAGCGCGCAGUGUUCUUACCCAGAUCCAGAGCAUGCGUCAGGGUCGACUGGGAGACGCAGCUGUCACUGUUGAUGCAGAGUUGUCACUUGAGUCUUCACAGGUCUGCUCAGGUCUGGACAGUCUGACUCUUUCUGACUUCAGUCCUGUACGUCCUGCUCUCAGUGCUCCACUGUGUGUCCAAACCACAGGCCCAGCGCCCACCAGCUCCAGUCAAUGGCUGAAGAGCCACGGCCUGAAGGCUCAGAAGCUGGAUCUGUAUCAGCUGCUGGCUCCUAAUGCCUACUCUCCACAAGAGACGUUUGUACCAGUCCUGGGAAAGAAUGUUUCCUCUACAGUUCACGAGCGGGUCAUGGUGCAGUUUGAGUGGCAUGAUGGGACACUGAAGAAUUUGCAUGUCCAUCUACCAUCACUGCAAAAGUACCAGAAGCGACUCGUGGGUGCUGUGCAUCUGUUUGAAAGGAGAGUUGAGUGGCUGAACCGGACGGGCAGCCAGCAGAUAUGGGGAACCGUGUGUGAACAGAGGGUGCAGGUUCUUCUGGACAUGUCUGGGAUGAACGUCCACUACCAGCUCCAUCUCCAGCAUGCCAUCCGGACACUACUGCAGGAGCAGCUGGCUGAUAAACACAGCUUCAAUGUCAUCGUUUUUGGAUCAGAUGUCAAGUCGUGGCAGGAGAAGAUGGUGCCCUCCACCCAUGAAAACCUUCAAGCUGCGUGGCUGUGGAUUCAGGCACUGGAGUGUGUCGGGGGUCGUAAUACUCUGGCUGCUCUACGGUGCGCUCUAGAGGAGGACGAGCGGGACGACUCAUCCCUAACUCGAGGCCUGUACCUCCUCACCACCGGCGUGCCAGAUCAACACAUGGUUUCUGUCACUGCUUAUGUGUCCGAGCGCUGCAGCACAACAAACCUGAAUCUCCACGUGUGCCUGUUCACCGGAGAGGAGGACACCGCCCGCUGCCCUCCGCCCCGUUACACCACCCGGACCGAAACCGCCCGGGCUCUGAGCGGCCUGGCACACGCGGGCAACGGACGCUUCCUUUGGAUGACUGAGACUGGCAUCGUGGAGAGUGAUGACAUCAGUGCCCUGAUUGGAGAAAUGGAGACGGCCGUUAAUUAUUAUCAGAAGUGCUCUGAAUUAGUGGACUCUCUGAUCCAGAAGGGCUCUGACAGGGGUUCAGGAGAAACAAGUAGCCCACCCAUCAAACCCUGGGCCUGGACACACACAGCACAACUGCCAUCUCCUCGACCCACAUCACUCAGCCUGGCUAGACUGGAAAGCAGGCAGAAGAGCAGACUGGCACAGAACAGCUUGACUUGGAGGCCGAACAGCUCUAAAGCAGUUAUCCCAGCAGCUGAUAUCCGCACACCAGCAAGGCCACCGAGGUCUGCGGACCAGAGGAAAACCAGCGUGUCUCAGUCUGUCUUCUUCAUGGAGGACGGCAGCUUGGGUGUUGUCUUCAAGAAAUAUCCAAAACCAAAGAGUGUGCGCAAGACUAUCACCACUGUUAAACUACCAAAACAUGAAGACAUCUGUUCAACUAAACAGUGGCUGAAAAGGUUUGGCGUCAAGACUCUGAAGUUGGACCUUCACAAACUGAUUUCUGGACCUGAAUGCUGCCAUCACAACAAACUGGUGCCGUCCGUCCAGAAGAGAGUGUCUGCCAAAUACUGUGACGUAUUCCCUAGAGUCCAAAUCAAUGGCGCUGUGAAACACUUGCACCUGACUCCUGGAGAGUUAAAGCAGUACCUCAGUCAGACUGAGAAACUCAUGCAGCGAUACGGCCAAAGACUGGAGUGGUUACUGACAGGCAGCAGGCGUGUGUUUGGAUCGGUGCUGGAGAAGACGGUCUGUGUUCUGCUGGAUGUGUCUGGAUCUAUGGCUCCCUGCCUCCCUGAGCUCCAGAAGGAGCUGACUUUACUGAUCUGGGAUCAGCUGCGUGCCAACAGCGUGAGGUUUAACAUGCUGGCUUUCUCCGGCGAGGUGCGGAUGUGGCAGCCGGUGUUGGUUCAGUCCACAGAGGAGCUGUGUGUGGAGGCCGUGCAGUGGUUGAAUCAGCUCAGCACACACGGAGCGUCCUCCACACUACAGGCUCUGCAGACGGCCUGUGGCUUCGCAGAUGCUGUGGGUCUGUAUCUGAUCACUGAUGGGAGAUGUGACUCCAGCCACGGUCGCAUACUGACAGAGAUUGAGACUCGGAGACAGGAGAAGGACUUUAAAGUCCACACCAUCGCAGUCAGCUGCCAUGACAGAGCAUGCAGUGAGUUUCUGAAGAGUCUGGCCCAUAAAACAGGAGGACGAUUUCAUCAGGUUCCUGAAAACACCGAUCCUGCUCUUAUCAGAAAACUCCUGUCAGAUCCGUGCAGUGCGGACCCAGUGCUUCCUAAAUGUGAGGGGGAUGAUGUUAGGAGACUAUCUGAAGAGAUUGAGAAGCUGAGAUUGUUCCAGAAGCAAGCUAAAGCUUUCAGGGAAACUAUUUUGGAGUCGAGGAGCCAGAAGGGAACAUAAAAGUUGAUCUCCACGCUUGAUCAAAAGCUUUGUUUAUUCAAGAAUAACUCUGGCGAAGGCCUACAUAAGGUCUAAUGGAAAAUAAUGUGUUAAGAAUUAAAUAUGGCUUCAUAAUAUUUUUGAAAUAGAUAUAAAAAUCAUGGUUAAAAGAAAAAGAAAACGUUUUAUGUGUAGCAUUAAAUUUUUUUUUUUUCUAAUUGUACUUCAUGAGCAGCAACAAAAAGAAAGUGUAAAAACAAAUGUAUUGCCAAUGUGUGUACAAUGUAGCAUCAAAACAGUGGAAGGAAAAGCAACUUAUUUGUAUUAUUGAAAAAUCUAUGAGGAAAAAUGUAUUAUGUAAAAAUGAAUACACCAAAAUAUAUGCAAAAUAUAUUUAACGGAGUGCAUUUUGAAUAUAUAUUAUCAAUAUAUUUUACUGACAUACUAUAUUGUCUUUUCUGUGAACAUUUGUUAAAAGACUAUUUUCUGUCCUUGGAUAAACAAUAAAGCUGUUUAAAUUUGAGUUUGAAAAUUCCACCGCUUCUAUGAUGUCACAGAUAUUUCGGGCACCUCCAACAGACGCUAUCAGAGUCUGGCUAUAAAUCCUGGCAUUUCUUCAUCAUGAGAGUAGCUCUGGUACAUGUGCACACCCUGGGUUUAUAUGAAUGAAUGCUUCAGUUUAGAUCAGACUCGGGUGGAAUGGAGGGGUUAAUCGUCAGAGACACCCAUGGCAUCUCGUGAAGUUAGAAAGAGGGCAAAAGGGGCAUGUGUCAUUACAUCAAAGUAAUAAAAUAAAAUGAUUAACCAAAUUCUUGUUAUAGCAGUGACAAUUGAUAAUAAUGCAUUCAUCAUUCAUUCAUUCAUUCAUUCAUUGAAUCAAGCUUGUGUUAUGAAUAGACUAUAGGUUGUGUACAUAUAAUAAUUGCAAUGUAGUUUCAAUAACAAGGGUUUGCACGUUAUAUUAAUGCUUCUGAGGACACAUCCUCUUGUUAACCUGUGCUAUACACCCCCUGACCAGCACAGGUGUCCAAGCUCACAGACUCACCAAAUUUAUUUUAUCACAUCCCUCCAUUUUAUACAGAUAGCUCCAAUAACAUGCAUCAAAUCCACUUCUAAACUCAAAAUAAUGAAAAAUACCUAUUUAAUAUUUAUUUUUUAGGUGAAGGGAUGGAUAUGCACCUGCACCUAAUGGUACUAACUGCAUCAUGCUACUGCAGUGAACUGUAGGCUACAUUUGACCUUGAAGUGUAUAAACUGCUGCAUAAACUUUACGUCGUGUAAUGUUUUGUUUGUGCAUUAAACGUGUGCUUUGUGUAGUCCUUUCAUGUCAAUUAUUAUCUUUGUUUAAUAGUGCACCGAAACGAUUGUGUAUGGUCGAAAUUACAAUAAAAUACACUUGGACAAAAUCCCCUCUCAGCGUGUAAUUUGGUGAGUCUGUGAGCUUGUACACCUGUGCUGGUCAGGGGGUGUAGCACAGGUUAACCAGGAGGAUGUGUCCUCAGAAGCAUUAAUAUAACGUGCAAACUCAUGUUAUUCAAGCUAAAUGGCAAUUAUUAUAUGUAGGCCUAUACAGCCUGUCUUUAAAAAAAAGGCAUAAAAUAUAUUCAAUUCAUAACAUAAGCUUAACCUUAAAACAACUAAAUAAAAUUAAUACCAAAUUCUUGUUAUUGCAGUGACAAUUGUUAACCAAAUUAUGUAUAAAAAUAAGCUUUUUUGUUUAUUUAUUUUUAUGUAUUUGCUCGUGUGUGUAUGCACUUAUUAGGAUCUUUUUUAGUUAUUGUUGUUCAU